Centruroides sculpturatus (bark scorpion) is the source of this 612-nucleotide messenger RNA. RefSeq names its product mucin-6-like. NCBI's taxonomy places the organism in Eukaryota, Metazoa, Arthropoda, Arachnida, Scorpiones, Buthidae. The coding region runs from base 73 to 555 and encodes 160 amino acids. The transcript has 4 exons. The record is from RefSeq and is a predicted model, not a curated record.
CUGUUAAGAAUCAGUACAACAAAAGUAAGAGAUUUAAAAACGUCUUAGUUUCAGUUGAAAGUAACAGUAAAGAUGAUUGUUGUCUUAUUUUUUACUUUCGUUUUUGUUGUUUCUGCUCUACGUGAUGAAGCCUGUAAAAUCGAUAAUGAAAUAUUUACUGGAUGUGGAUCGGAAUGUAUAAAUUGUGAAAAUUAUAAAAAUAGUCCAGAAAUCUGUCAGGAAUGGUGCAGCGUUGGAUGUUUUUGUAUGAAAGGUUUUUUAAGAGCAUCCGAUGGAAAAUGCGUUGAACCAAAUAACUGUUACACAAUAAGCAUGAAAGCUGUUUUCGUAAUUUUCGCACUCGUUGUUGCUGUGUCUGCCCAGUUUACAAAGCAGGAAUGCCAACUGGAGCACGAAGAAUUCGUAACAUGUGGAACUGCAUGCCCAAUAACUUGUGCAAAUUACAAUAACCCACCAACAGUUUGCACCCUUCAAUGCAUAAUUGGAUGCUUCUGUGAGAAAGGUUAUUAUAGAGCAUCUGAUGGUUCCUGCGUAUUGAAGGAAGAUUGCUUCUAAGAAAACUCGUUGUUUUUGUAAAUAUAUUUACAAAUAAAUUGAUUUAAGUUCUUUCAA